UUUUUAUCAACAUUUUUUUGUAAUAUAUCUGGAUGGAUGAAUAAAUUAAUUAAUUCACGAUUAAUCAAAACUAUUUUAAAUGGCAUUCAGGACAAAUUGUUACAGUUCACCAUUCGAAAAAUUACAUUUAAGUUAGGUGGGGUAAGGGGAACAGGCUACGGGUAAGAGGGACACUUGUACGGAAAUUAAACACUUAGAGAUAUUUAAAGAUAUUAAAAACCAAAUUAAAUGAUAAUACUCAUAAAAAUAAGUUAAUGAAAUUAACUUCAAAUACUUAGGUACCUAAAAGGGCUUUUUUAUACGGUUAGAUACCGUAUAUACCUAAUAACAAUGUACGUACGACUAUUUCAGCUAUACGACACAGGGGGACUAUAUUUAGGACACAUCCUUGGCACACCAAUAAAAAUAACGAUUAAUUUACAAUGUCAACUUAUUGUUAACGUCUCGCCCUUAUUAUCUCUUUGUUUUCGUAAUAGGUUAAUAGUGUUAUCAGUAAACCGCGCUCUGCUCAGUCAUUAUUGACUGCCAUCCCGUAAAGAACACAUUUAAAAUGUAUCGAGUGUUGUUAUUUCUCACUAUUUUUAAUUUUGUGGAGCCUCAUCAGUGGUGCAACCAGCAUCCAACCCUCUGCCAUAGAAACCAUCACGAUUACAAGCGCCAUCAUGAUCACAGGGACGAGAGAUUCUUCCAUCGCCUUGCCAACGACCUUAUCGAAGUCGACAACAAAGCUAAAGAUUUCUGCGUUCAAAAUCAAGGGAUCACUACUAAAGAAAUUUAUGAGCAAGAUGUCUACAAAUAUAUUGUAAGUCUUCCUAAUUACAAUGAGAGUAAAAUUGAAGUGAAGAUCAAGCAUCGUGUGCUUUACAUCAAAGCUGACAAAGCCGAUAACAAUAAGUAUGUGAACGUGAAGAUACUAACAGAUCUGCUCAAUACUGCUUCUGCUAAGUGGUACUACGGUAACGGAGAACUAACAGUUGCUGUGCCUUAUAAAGUGUCUGUGGCGACGGAAGUACCAACGAGCUGUGGAGAUGAAAUCAACAGCAACGUUCUCGAAGUCCGCAAGUCUGAUUUUGAUCCCAAUGAAGCACCAGAAAUUGACGUGAGGUUCUCAAACAAGGCUGCAAAUGUAAAUAUUACGGAAAAUAUUGUGUAAUUAUGAGAUUUUCUUUAUCAACUUGAUGUUUUUUGAGAAUCGGAAGUGGUUGUAACUUCAUUAUUGAUAGCCUGUGGCAAAGUGUAUUUUCUCAAGGUUUCCCGAAAUGUAUAAUUAUGUAGUGACCCCAACAGAUACAAACUAUUUUUCAAGUUUUAACUGGUCAAACCAGCUUACUCUAAGGACAGCUUACUCUACUUUCUUAUGAAAAUAUUUGAAUUUGUGUUUAUUAAAAGUACUCACACUACUUCGUUUAUUUUGUUAGUUUUAUUACUCGUAAGUUUAUGGUAUUGGCUUAUUUUGUAUUAUAUUAUUUGUUUAAAAUAUUUCUAAGUAUAUUGUUACCCGCACACCAGUGCCGCACAGCAGUGUUUUUAUCUCUUUAUUUAUUUAGUGUAAGAUCAUAAUGAUCAAAUCAAAACCCAUUCAGUCAACUAAAAUCAUGUAACAAUUUUUAAGUACUUAAAACUUUAUUCUAAAGUGCUUUGAUAAUCAUACAGUAUAAUAUAUGCACCUAUGUUUCAGGAGUGUAUAAUAUUAAUCACACUUUUAUUAGGAUUAGUGUUCUAGUUUUGGUACCACAUGAUAAUACCUACUAUAAAUUACGUCUGCGAUAUGUAUUAAUGACUAGCACAAGUUGUUGUGUUGCUAAACCUGGUCAGAAAGCAUCUUAGGUAGGUACUUCAGCAAUGAACAUGUUUUAGUAGUAUACAGUAUAUAGGUAAAAAACUUAAGUAAGUCACCUGUUGUAUGUAAUUGUGACGUGUUCGAAUAGACAAAACAUGUUUAAAAGACACACACAAACAAAAAAAAUGUCUAAUCGAACACGUCACAACUACAUACAACAGGUGACUUACUUAAGUUUUUUACCUAUACCCACAAUCGGUACGGUAGGUAUAACUUGAUAUUUUAGCUCUUUACUUGUGUGCUAAUUUUACUUGUCGAACGAACGAGCGAAGCGAAGUCAAGUUCUUACAUUCUACUUGGAACACAUGACUGUAUAGGUGCACGUUCCGGCAUUUCGAUGUUUUUAAGCUGAACUAUCAGAUGAUAGUUUGAUGGGUACUUAUUUAUGUAAAUUUGUUAUAAAUUAAAUGAAAUUGGGUAAAUAUGUUAUUGAGGGAGUUAUAUUUCAGUCAUUAAAUUAUGAGGAGGCUCGAUCAAGAGAUUAUGGAGCUAGAAGAGCCUAGAAGACCAAUAAGAUAUUUGUGAGGAGUCUUGCUGUUCAACUUAUUUCCAAGAAAGUAUGGUCGAGUUUGGAAUCAAAUGAAUGUGCUCGGCUUACACAUUUAUAAUGGCUCCUCUACACGAUGGCCCAGCGCUGGACCAGCGAGAUGGCCAUACGGUGGUUGAGAUCAUGCACUAUGGAAAGGGCCACGUGUAGAUGUGUACGCACCAUCGCUGGCCCACUAUCUUUGAUGUGCGGACGAAAAACCGAUAUGUUGGCUAUCCCAUCGCCAUCCCGCCGCGCCAUAAGUCAUCCGACGCCACUACCCUCUCUACACGCUGGCCCAUCAUAGUGGGCUAGUAUGAUGGUCCAUCAUGUAGAGGAGCCAUAAUACUGUUUUUUAAUUAACGAUUUUAAAACAAUAAACAAGGUAAAACCGAAAUAAAAUAAACAUAAUAUAGGUAUUUGACAUUCGAUCAAAAAGAUUAAGACACGACAGAUACAGUUUAUUUUAAUAUUUGAGGUGACCUAAAUAUAUCAGUUACGGGCUUCACAGAUCUUGCAAUAAAUCGCACGCGGUUUUCGAUCCUUUGCCGCCUAAGUAUGUGCAUUCAAUAUCAGUCAUUUUGGUGAACCGCGAGUUCUCAGUUCGGGGCGAACUACUAGUAUACACACUAUCGCUUACAGUUAUCUGCUUGCAACCUCUGAAUUGCUACCAUCAAUGUCAAAACAUAAUAUGUGCUACAAUCAUAUUUUAGUAUUUAUAUCUCUUUGAAUGUGAAUAGCUACAAUAAAUUUAAUGUUUGUUGUUACUUAACUUAAUAAGAGUUUCACAAACUGGGGCCCACUUCUCGAACGGUAUUAGUCUAAUAUUAUUAGUGCGUUGCCAUGGUAACCCAUACGACUUGACCGUUCGUGGACUAAUAUUAUUAGUCUAAUAAAGUUCGAGAAAUGCGCCCCUGUGCACCAAUUUUCUAGUCUUCUACCUGGGACUUAUUUUCGACAGGAAUGCGAUGUAACUGUAGGUAAAGUAAUUAAAGAACAGGAGGCUAGCCAAGGUGAUAACCGUACAUCGACGGACGAAAAAAAAUGGGCCAAGAGCAUGUCGGGCCAUGCUCAGUGUAGGGUUCUGUAGUUACUUUUCUGUCAGAAUAGGCUAAACGGGGGGUACUAGUAAGAUCAUGUACAUUACAAGCAUAAGCUUUGUACUUCUUUUUAGACUUUCUGCAAUAACUCAAAAACAGCAACACCGAUUAUGUUUAAUAUAAUUUUCAUUAAAAGCAUUUAUUAAGCAUUUGUUUUGCGAUUUUUUUCAUCUUGGUACCCAAGGUUCAAAAGUUAGAAGGGGGGGCACAUAUUAUUUUCUUACCGUCCAGUCGCUAUGUAUGAUUUAUAUAUCCUUGCUAACUUACAGUUUUCUAUCACGGAAUAAAGCCUCUGACGGACAGACAGACCCUAGUUUAGUUGACUACGGAUCGCUAAAAUGUAUCGGGGGGACAGAUACUACAAAAAGCACGUGACCUUGUCCAAAUUGGUGUUUUCUAUCAACGAUUGUCAUCUUGGCUAGGCCAAAACAACCUAAUAUGGAAGGAUGGUAGGAUGGCCUGAGGGUCCAAAACAUGCCAACGAAACGAAUUUCGACCCAGGUAUUUGUGUGUUAAUUACAAAUAUUUCUUCCUGA
Cydia pomonella (codling moth) is the source of this 4002-nucleotide messenger RNA. RefSeq lists its product as uncharacterized. The transcript has a single exon. Lineage: Eukaryota; Metazoa; Arthropoda; Insecta; Lepidoptera; Tortricidae. The record is from RefSeq and is a predicted model, not a curated record. Bases 551 to 1153 code for a protein of 200 amino acids.